This is a messenger RNA of Chaetura pelagica (chimney swift), 582 nucleotides long. It is a transcript of the gene THPO, whose product is annotated as thrombopoietin. Gene Ontology annotation, molecular function: cytokine activity; hormone activity. The coding region runs from base 1 to 582 and encodes 193 amino acids. Gene Ontology annotation, cellular component: extracellular region. The transcript is spliced from 7 exons. Gene Ontology annotation, biological process: positive regulation of hematopoietic stem cell proliferation; positive regulation of ERK1 and ERK2 cascade; cell population proliferation. The record is from RefSeq and is a predicted model, not a curated record. NCBI's taxonomy places the organism in Eukaryota, Metazoa, Chordata, Aves, Apodiformes, Apodidae.
AUGGAGCUGAACAGUCUGCUCCUCCUCACAUCCUUCCUCUUGCACCUGGAAGAGGGCCAUGCCAGUCCUACACGGCUGGUGUGUGACAACAGACUCAUCCAGAAGUACAUCGGGGAGGCCAAGGAGAUGGAAAAGAGAGCGGGCCAGUGCCAGGCACUGCCCACACUCAGCUGCCCUAUGGUGCUGCCCUUGGUGGACUUCAGUCUUCAGCAGUGGAAAUCCAAAUCGAACGAGACCAAGAGGCGGGAGAUCCUCUGUGACCUGGCACUGCUGGUGGGAGCUGUGACGGGAGCCCAGGGCCAGGUAACCCAGGAGUGUGGGGCCAGGCAGCUGAGCCAGCUGUACCGACACGCCAACUCCUUCCUGCUGCUCCUGCAGACCUUCUGCUGGGAGGCAGGGCCCUGGGAGCCAGGCUGCUCCCCACGUUCCAUGGAGCAGACCCAGAUCACGGGGAUCUUCCUCACCUACCGGCUGCUGGUGCAGGGCAAACUGCGCUUCUUCUUCCAUGACCUGGCCAAGGACUUGUGCCACCUCCUUGUGUCCAGCGGGGCAGCAGAGAAAACCUCAAGGAAGCAGCUGUGA